This is a messenger RNA of Eruca vesicaria subsp. sativa (arugula), 2181 nucleotides long. Lineage: Eukaryota; Viridiplantae; Streptophyta; Magnoliopsida; Brassicales; Brassicaceae. The record is from the annotation of a GenBank genome assembly.
GUCAUUCACCAAAGGCUGUUACUUUAACACUUUAGCACUCUGUUUUUUUCCUCUCUGCUUUUCCCUAAUCUCAUCUCAUUCUCUGUUCUCCCAAGGUUUCAACAACCAAAUUUUAUACCCUUUUUCUUUCAACCUUCGAGAGAUCUUUGCACGAACUUACCUUGAAAGACUAAAUCUUUUUCUUGACCCACCAAGAAAAAGUUAGUCUUUGUUUCCCGGAAAAAUAGGGUUUGUUUAAGUUGAUUAGCAGAGGAGUUAUGCUAAAGGUCUUAGCUGAAGUUCUCGCUUUUUUAUCAUCACUUCUUGUUUCUCUUACUGAUUCAAAGUGCCUCUGCUGGGGAAGUCUUCAGCUUUAUGUUCUAGGGCUUUGAAACGGUUUGUGAUUGUGGAGAAGAGUAAGCUUAGAUCAUAGGAAUUUAGAAACUUUCUUGUUUAGAUGGGAAUUGAUACCACUGAACGGAUAGAAAGGUUGCCUCAUUCGUUCAAGAUGCACUCUUCCAUGUGCUUAGCCUUGAAGAACUUAGUAGAUAGAGUUAUGAAAAUCUUUCCUGAAAUAGAAGCUGCUAGACCCGGAGCUAGCACAGGGAUACAGACUCUAUGUUUGCUCAACAAAGCUUUGGAGAAAGCUAAGCUUCUUCUUCAGUACUGUAGUGAAUCCAGUAAACUCUACAUGGCAGUAACAGGAGAUGCUAUAAUCUCAAGAGGUUGUAGAGCCAAAAAGUUAUUAGAGCAAAGCUUAGGUGACAUCCGAACCAUGGUACCAACUGCUUUGGCUAUCAAGAUACUUGAGGUACUCCAAGAUCUUAAGUCAACUGUGUUGUCUCUGGAAUCAUCUGAAGAAGAAGCUGGGAAAGCUAUUAGGGAACUAAUGAGACAAAGCACAUCUUCUUCUGUGUCUUCUGCUGAGAUCAGAGAUUUCCAUUUUGCAGCAUUGAAGCUCCAGCUUUCAACACCUGAAGCCAUUGUGGUAGAGAGAAGAUCCUUAAAGUCGCUUUAUGUGAAACUAGAGGAGUGUGAAGGGAACAAGAGACAGAUUCUGAAGUAUCUUCUCUGCCUCCUGAAAAAGCAUGAGAAGAUCAUUUGGAGUGAUCACAAAGAUAAUUCUUUCAGACAGCAUCAUCACUCUGUCAAUGAUUCUGUGUCUGCUAGUGGUGCUGAAGCCGGGUGUUCUGAGGAACACAAUGAUACACUUCCUGAACAGUUUAAGUGUCCUAUUUCUCUUACCGUGAUGUAUGAUCCUGUCAUCAUUUCCUCAGGCCACACGUUUGAGAGGAUGUUUAUUCAGAGAUGGUUUGAUGAAGGUCAUGAUGCAUGUCCUGUAUCAAAAAGGGUACUAGAUGAUUUCACAUUGCAGUCCAACGUAGCGAUGAAAGAUCAGAUAUCAAAAUGGUGCAAGAAGCACGGUCUUGAUGUUCAAGAUCCAGCAAUGAAGCACACAAACAAUGCGUCACACAAUCUUGACUUCUCUAUUGCUAGUUUUACAAGUUCUCUUUACAAUAUCCCUGAUCUCAGCUGCUUCACUAGUAGGGACUUCAGCUCUAGCUUCUCCACUGAUUCGCCAUCCUACUCUAAGAUGUCAAAGGGUGUUUACUUCAUGCCAAUGCAGACUAUAGCUUCUGAGUCAGGAACUGAAGUCACAGAUUCUUCUACUCAUCACAGUGAGGUGGAGAUAGAGCCUUUGUGUGAACUCACUAAGCUUCCUUGGGAUGCUCAGGUCAAGGUUGUUCAAGAUGUAAGAAGUCUUUUUGAGAAAGAUUCAAGGGCUAUUCGGUCUAUGUCACCUAGUAAAUUUCUUGAGCCACUUGUCACAUUCUUGAAAGAUGCUCAUGAAAGAAAUGGCACUGAGGGAGACAUAGUAAAGUCUGGUUUGGAUUUGUUAUUAACUUUCCUUAGUGGAAGCAGGAAGGCUAUAGAGAGCAUGAAAGAAGAUGUGUUUGAAAUGUUGUGUGUCUUUCUUGGGUCAGAGUUAGUAGCUGAAGAAGCUCUGAACGUACUCGAAGUUCUCUCUAACCAUCCACACAGUCUCUCCAAGAUAACUUCAACAAGCUCUCUCUCCUCCCUUUUGAAGAUAGCUGAGUCUGGAGCAGAACAUCUUCAAGAACAAGCUAUGAUCACACUCAAGAACCUCUCUUCAAGCAAUGAGAUUUGUGUGGAAAUGGUCUCUCUCGGUUUUGUCCAUAA